Molecule: messenger RNA, 3218 nt
Organism: Chaetomium fimeti
Lineage: Eukaryota; Fungi; Ascomycota; Sordariomycetes; Sordariales; Chaetomiaceae
Exons: 3
Coding region: 405-3218 (937 amino acids)
Source: RefSeq, a predicted model, not a curated record
AAUUAAUAACUAGUUGGUACUAACUUCAUGAUCAGGGCUUGGAGGGCUUGGAGGGCUCAGUUCUUUGUUCGUUGUUUCAGCCGUCGGCGGUGUGCGCAUCCCAUCAAGUGAGCUGUCACAUUUGCAUCCCCACGGUUUUCGGUUUUUUUCUUCUGCCGUUUCCUCUGCGUUUGGUGACCAAGUCGAAGCAAACAGCAACGCUUCCACCUCUUCAACUGGCUUUUCCCUUUCCUUUACACAAAACCCGUUGUCACCGUUGCCCGACUUCAAGUUCCUUCUUCCUGUUAUCAUUCUCCUUCCCAACCCCUCGCCCAGCCCCAACCGUCGUACAAAAACAAACGGAGCUCUCGGAUCUCUGCCGUCUUCCGCUCACACUCUCCGGUCGCCCACCCGACCUUCCCACCAUGGCGACCCUUGCAGUUAAUCCGGACGAGGAAAGCACGGAGUCGUGCAUCGUUGUUGCACAUCGCAGAAGUCCACGAUCCAAGAGUGCGAACAUUCCGAAGAAGACUACGAUACCCAUGAGACCCGCUACGAGGGGCCGACCCCGCGGUCAACCGCAGCCGGUCAAGAGGCCGCGCGGGCGGCCGAGAAAGCCAAGAAACAAUACGGCCGAAACGGCCAUCAUCCUCUCUGAUAGUGAUUCAGAAGGAGAAGGCAGCGAGCCACCUCGGAAGGACAAGAAGAGACCUAUCACAAAACUCGAAUCCCCUUCCUCCGCCCCCGAUCCGAAACGACCCGCACCGUCCUACCACGCUUCCUCGUCUUCGAAAGCCGUGCCUGCACCUUCCCGGCCAGACAUAGACGAAGUCCGGCAGCAGCUAGCCUCCGAAAAGAAAUUACGAGCCGAUGCGGAGGGAAAGCAAGCUCAACUCCAAGAGUUGCUCGACGAGAAAGACUCCUCCUGGGCGGCCGACUUGGCCGCCCAGGCGAUGCCUCUUCAACUGCAGCUGCAAAGAAUAACAAAGGAGAAAAAAGACCUCGAUGUCACUGUUGAAGACCUUGAGACGCGCCUUCAGGCGUCUUUGGGCAAGAACCAAGAGUACGAGUCCUCUCUCGAAGCCCUGACCGCGAGCGCUGCGGGGGCAGAGGAUAUCAAGACCAAGGCCGUCGCGCAGGAAGCCCUCAUCGUCAACCAGGGUGCCGAAAUCGCGCAGCUAAAGAGCGCCGUCGUGUCACGCGCGAAGGAGCUUGCUGCAGCCAGCCAGCGGUUUGGCACACUGACGGCGACCCUUCGCGACCUCACCACACGCCAUGCCACAGCCACCACCAUCAUCCAGCAGCACGGAGCCAGGAUCCAGCAUUUGACUCACGCACUGUCUGAGGCGAAGAACAAGCCCGCGGCUAAUGGCCCACUGCUGACCGCGGCGGAGACCGGCCGCGUUGACGCCGCAAAGAUGCUGGUCAAGGCAGAGGAGAAGCUGAACACGACGGAGAAGGAACUACGCGAGGUAAAAGCUAGGCGCAAAGAGACGGACGAUAAGGUGGCCCAGCAGCUAGCCACAGCCACCAACAAGUGGGAGCGGGUGGAGAGCAAACUGAGGGCGAAAGAACAGCAACUUGCACAUUCAGAGGAGCUCCUCGCGGAGCUGAAGACAAACUUGCAUCUUGUCAAGAAGCAACUCACCGAGGCUGAGCAGGCCGUCCCAGCCCAGGCACAAGAAUCCAUCAACAACCUCACUCGCGAGCGCGACGGCAUACUCCGGGAGACGCACGCACGGCUGGAGGAAAUGGGGGUGCUGCAGAAUGAAGUCGGGCGCCUGAAUCAGGCCGUUGCGACCCUGGAACAGGAGAAGCAGACACUGACCGCUGCUGCUUCUGAGAAGGACGACGUCGUGAAACAGCUUACUGCGCACCAGAAUUUGGUCGGCGUGUUGCAACGCGAGCGGGAGCAGGCCGAAGCUUCCUCGUCUCGCGCGUGGGAAGAGAUAGUGCCCCUGAAAAACCAACUUGCAAACCACAAACAGGCGUUGUUGGACCUGCGCAACGAAAACUUGCGGUGGACUGCUGCGUCAGAGAACGCCCUCCAAAAGAUCACGAGUGUCCAGGGGGAGCGAGACCAUUUCCGAGAUCUGGCCGGCAGAUUGCAGGGCGAAACAGCGUCGCUUCGCGCAGAAUACACACAACUGGUCAACAAGGCCAAUGCCCGGGAAGCUCAGCUCACGGAAAUAAUUUCGCAGAUGAACCACAACCUGGACUCGAGGCACGGCGACGUAGUGCAGCUCCGACAAAACCUUGUGAGACAGGGCCUUAGGGAGGACACCUUGCAAAAGGACAUGGCUGCUAAGAACACCAGGCUCCUGCAGCUGGAGGCAGAACUGAAAGAGCAGCAAACCGUGGUGGCCACGAAGCAGCAGGAAGUCGACAGCCUGCGGGAGGGCAUUAACAACCUCCACGCCGAAGUCACCAAACUCGAGAGCAACUUUGCAACCCAGCGCGAGGAGCUGCAACAGCGCGACGCCAUGCUCACCGACAAAGAGAAGGCCAUCGCGGCAAAGCGCACCCAGAUCCAGCAGCUACAAGAAACCGUCUCGGAGCUCACCACGGAAAAGAGCCAGCUCCGGGACGACAUUGCAGUCCAGAAGGCCAGACUGCUCCAGCUCGCAGCCCAACUCGCCCAACUCACCAACGACAACGCAGAGCUCCAAAGCACCAACACCGCCAACGAACAAACCAUCGACUCCCUCCGCCAGCAGCUCUUCAGCGUCACGCGCGAGAAAGCCAACCUCCAACAACAAACCACCACCAACCUGACCGAAAUCGCCACCCUCAAAACCCAGCUCACCGACGCCAACCACACCAUCGAACAGCUCACCCAAACCGCCGCCACCCUCCACGACACCACCUCCGCCCUCCAAACCGACCUGCACACCCUCACCCUAAAACAAACCUCCACCACCAACCUCGUCACCACCCUCGAAACCGAAACCACCGCCCUCCGCACCCAGCUCGCCACAACCACCACCCAAGCCGCGCAGGACAUCGCCGCGCUGGAGGCACGCAUCGCCCAGCUGGACGUGGAGUACGGCGCGCUGGAGGAGGUGCGGCGCAAGCAGGAGGGGGAGGUGGAGAAGCUGCGAGUGACGGUGGCUGAGGUGCUGGCCGAGGGGGAGGCGCUGGAGGAGUAUCUGGCGAAGCGGGACGGGUGUAUUGAGCGGGUGAGGGGGUUUGUCAAGACGCUGCCGCAGUGGAUGGAGAGUACGUUGAUUCGGAAGUGA